Messenger RNA from Anopheles coluzzii, 1796 nucleotides. RefSeq lists its product as uncharacterized. The transcript has 4 exons. The coding region runs from base 924 to 1472 and encodes 182 amino acids. The record is from RefSeq and is a predicted model, not a curated record. Lineage: Eukaryota; Metazoa; Arthropoda; Insecta; Diptera; Culicidae.
AAUAUCAAUGACUAAACAAUCAGUAAUAUCAGAAAGGCUUUGUGGUAUGUUCAAAUUUUGGGUACUGUUGAUACUGUUUCGAAGCGGACUUUCGACACUUGAUCGUCUUGGCGAUCAUAAAAACCUUUAGGACAUUGGAGUUUAGAGCGCUUACCUUGGGUAGGAGGACAUAAGUAAACUCCUAAAAUGAGAAGUCGAUAGAUGAUGGAUGGGCUUAGUCCUAUCCUGACAAUCCGAAUAAAUCUGACCUGCCAUUAUCGGAGUUGGUUUUAUCUAUACUCAAAAGAAAUUAAAGGUCGGAAAGUUAUCGUUUUCGCUAAGCUAGUUACGUUUGUCUUUUAUUGACAAGAACGGUGGUUCUAAACGAUAUUUUCUUUCCUAGCUCAUGUUUCAUAAUACGGACGAUUUGAUUUAAUAUCGUCAUCGUGAGCAUAACAUGAAAACAAAAUUUUGCUUUUACGUUGGUGUUUACCUUUACAAUGAAUACUGAAGUACCGUCUUGCUUCGAAUUACGGCCACUUCAUUUUCAAUCGGUCAGAGCGAUAACUUCUUGCACGCGGGAAAAACAAUAUUUUCAUUCGAAAGUACCCGCAGUGCAAAGCGAUCGAAAAAUUCACUGGAUUUGACAUAUUUCGCUCUAUCGUUCUCUUUUCCUCCUAUGGCUGAGGCUUCGAGCAGGGUAUCGAGCUACCCCUUCCUCAAGCCUCUUCGUUUCCCUUGGCCCAUGGCUGUGAAAUAUGUCGCUGCGUGGACGUUAAAAACAACCGUCAGCCGUAGCGCUGUCACUUUUCAACGAAGGCUAUCUCUUUCUAACUUUAAAAUGUUUUCAAUGGAAGUUGCGGCUUUUGCAAAAAAAACAUAAACAAAUUGUUCUAGAGUGCUCAGCUGUCCAGUUGCAAAUUUCCGCAGAUUUUGGUGUGAAAAUGGCUUCGAAACGGGACUUUGAUAGCGGUAGGGUGCAACACGCCAGUAAGCGCCGUUUGCAGCAGUUGGAGUGGGAACGUUGGCUAGCAGAACAGCCGGAACCAUCCAAUCCCGCUAACCGAGCGAGUACCCUGCAAGGGAAUGACGCUGGACCGGGCCCUUCACUUCAAGGAUAUGAAGCCGGAACGGAACCGAUGGAAGUGGCCGACAAUCCCCAACCGCAGAGUGACAGCGAUGACGACAGUGUGGUUGCUGAAAGCAUCGGUGGGGACAGUGUUCCCGACGACAGCGAUCCCGGCAUCGAGACAUCGGCGCCAGAUAGUCCGUUCGGAUCAUUGUCCUAUGAGGACGGGUUGAGGCUGUGGGCACUGAAAACCGGCCAAACACACAGUGCCUUAAACCUCUUGCUGGGGCAUUUGAGGCAGCACGAUCUGGGCAGGAAAUUGCCACGGGAUGCACCGACGUUCCUGAACACGCCCGUGGCAAGAUCCACACAGUCCGCGAUUACCCCUAUCUCUGGUGGAGAGAUAUGGUACCAGGGCAUAUAAACAUGCCUUCGGUCCUAUUUUCGAUACACGCAGCCUGCCGUAGAGCGCUUUGAGGUCGACUUUUUUGUGGACGGUCUUCCGCUUUACAAAAGUAGUCGGACACAAUUCUGGCCCAUCCUCAUGGGCAUCCACAACCUGCCUAAUGCCCCGUUGAUGACGGUUGCGAUCUUUUGCGGCGAGUCAAAACCGUUAUACGCCGAGGAAUAUUUAGGACAGUUUGUGGAUGAAAUGAACGAGCUGCAGCGUGUUGGGAUAUGGAUCGGCAAACGUCAUUACACUGUGCACCUGCGAAGUAUCAUAGCAGAUUCUCCGGCGCGUGCAUUC